Molecule: messenger RNA, 5479 nt
Organism: Epinephelus moara (kelp grouper)
Lineage: Eukaryota; Metazoa; Chordata; Actinopteri; Perciformes; Serranidae
Gene: praf2
Product: PRA1 domain family, member 2
Exons: 3
Coding region: 18-554 (178 amino acids)
Cellular component (GO): membrane
Source: RefSeq, a predicted model, not a curated record
ACUAUCGUUUAUGAAAGAUGGCAGCCGUACAGCCGCCACCCCUCCGGAGCCUGGAGGAUUUUCUCCUGAGCUCGGCCCGGUUCGCGGUGCCCGACGUGCGCGAUCUGGACCGCUGGAACAACCGCAUCAUCAACAACCUGCUCUACUACCAGAGCAAUUAUCUCCUGUCCGCUGUGGGUAUCCUGCUCAUAGUGGGGUAUUUCCAGCCCUUCCAGUUGUGUCUCGGGGCGAUGGUGGUCACCGUGUUAUUCCUGGGCUUUGUUUGGGUUGCAGAGAACCAAGCUCCCGUUCGUCGCUUCCGCAGAAACCACCCAUCAAUCUCUGUGUUUGCCAUACUGUCUGCAAGUUACCUCUUCAUAUCAGUGCUGGGAAGUGUGGCUGUGUUCCUAUUUGGGAUAGCCUUCCCUGUACUGCUGGUUCUGGUCCAUGCAUCGGUAAGGCUGCGCAGCCUGAAGAACAAGCUGGAGAACAAACUGGAGAGCAUUGGUCUGAAGAGGACACCCAUGGGACUCCUGUUAGAGGCCCUGGGACAGGAACAGGAGGCUGGAUCCUAGAGAGAAAGAGGAGAUGUGCAGGGGUGGGGGAUAAUUUGGGUACCAUCUGAGGUAAAUGACAAGAGAAAUGGAGGUGAAGUGGGUGUGAAAUGGUGGGGAGAAGGAGGGAAUUGCUGCAGGGAUAAAGGAAGAGUCAGGAACAAAACGGCAGGUUUGGUUUGUUAAAAUGAAUUAAUUGGAAGUCUACAAUGAAGGAAGAGACCUCGUCUGUGGUCCAGUGGUGAUAGAACAGAUGUAAAGCAUUGAAAUCAUCAUAACAAACAAAUGAAGGAAUCAUCCCUGUUCUGAUUUUGCACUUUAAGCACACAUUGUUUUCUUUGGACAUGAUGCAUUUCUGUGUUCACACUACACACUGUCAGUGUGCAGUAGCCAUGUGGCCGUAUUUGCUUGAGCCAUGAUAUGGUAGAUUUAUUGUGUAUCUACACAUUGGCUUGUACUCUUUUUGUGUCUUGGUGAUGCGUACUGACGCACUGUUAUCUAAACAUUGAUCUGCGCUCCAUCUCAACGCCUGUGGAGCUUUGGUGUUAAUAACAUUCUAAUUAUGCAAAAAAAAAGGUCAAAAGAUUUUGAAAAUAGUUGUAAUUUUGCCAAUAAUUACAGCAUUAUUUUGUAAUGUUUUUACUUUUUAUGUUAAAAUGCAAUUUAAUUCUUGAACUAUUAUUAGCCUACCUUUUUUUCUGAAAAUUACAACUCUACUUUAAAAGCAUUGUAUUGUGGAAGUUUGACUUUAUUCUCACAAUACAACUAGUUUUUCCCAUCAAAAUUACAACUUUAUUUUCGUAACAUUACGGCACUUUUCUCAAAGGAAUUUGACAAGACCCUCAGAGGGCCUCCAUACACUCCAUAUGCACAACAGGAAAUCCCCAGUAUUGAUACUGUACCAUGGAUGUGGUAGUUGUUGUAGUAGUAAUAAGCUUUUUCAUUCUCUCAUUAUAACAGGCGUAAACAGAAACACAACAUGUGGAACCACCAACCCAAUCACCAGAAAAAAUGUUGGCAUUGUACUGUCUGCAAACCACUUUCUGAAUACGUUACAUUUGCAUGUUAUUGUGUCGCGGAUACGUUGAAAUUUUUCAUUUGAACAAUGCUGGGGUUUAUAUGUGGUUAGGUUUAGGCACAAAAAACACUUAUGGUUAGGAAGACAUCAUGUCUUGGCUUAAAAUACCGACCUUUUCCUGCUGUAAAAGCUGCAAUGUCUCUAAAAAAAAAAAAAAAAAAAAACGUUUUUCACACUACUAUACCUGAUGGAAAAUCAGCAACGAUUUGCUAAAAAAAAAAAAAAAACAUAUGACAGGCAAUCCACCAUACCCUCCACCUCCCAAUGACAUAAACAACUCAUGUACUACGUCACUUUAGAAAUGCUGUGAAACGUCUAAAUUUAAAGGAUAAUUUCGGUAUUUUUCAACCUGGGCCCUAUUUCCCCAUGUGUAUGUGUGCGUAUGAUUCAUAGGUACAACUUGUUUUAAAAUUGGUUCAGUAUUGAGGGAGGCGGAUGCAGCCGGGAGCCGCGAAACAAGCUAAAACGGUAACGGGGGCAAAUGCGUCCCGUGUAAGUUUGCGCAUUAAAGGUGCUUUUUUUCGCCACUGACUGGUUCAGAUCGCCAGUGCUAUCUCUGUAAAUAGCAUACUAAGCGUUUCCCUUACCUCUGGGCUGUGUGACAUCAUCUCGCGAGAGCUUUGCUCCACUGUGUCUGUAGCUCUCUCUACUCGUGGGACAGCCGUUUUCUUGAGGAAGAGGUGUUUCGGGAUUGGAUGUCUUCUCUUCUUCGGCUGGCAGUAGUCAUCUUGGGAGAAGUGAGCACUGCAGACCCGAUGGUCUGCAAGGCGCAGUGUCUGGACAGGAGUGUUAGCAUCCAUUUGUAGCACAACUAGCCACAACUUCAGCAUCUCGCCGUCCGACAAAGGCAGCCUAUGAAAGCUGUACGGGCUGUUGCGCGACAUCCUGUUCUUGCAGUCCGGAUAAGCACAAACACGAACCAUUGUUUUCAAUCGAUGCAGUAAAACUCUCAACUGUACUCCGGGACAACCAGUGCCACUCUGAGCGGCGCUCAGCAUGGCUCCUCUGUUUUCUUCCCGCAACAAGCAAAGCUCUCACAAGAUGACGUCACUCACGUCAAUUUUAGAACAAGUUGUACCUAUGAAUCAUACGUACACAUACACAUGGGGAAAUAGAGCCCAGGUUGAAAAAUACCGAAGUUAUGCUUUAACAGGCUUGCAGAAACAUACAAUGCCAACAUUUUCUAAUGAAGACUGGGCUGGAAACCACAGUGUGACAUGCAAGUAAAUAUGUCUAUACUGUAAAUACAGAGAAAAAAAACAAAGUACCCACCAAAGUGUCUAACAGGUCUAUUAUGGCUACAGACCACUGCGCUUAUAUGUGUUCUAGCUACUUCCCUCCAACGUUUUCAUUCAGAAAGAAUCAUUUUAAUGGGAUUUUGCCACUAAAAUCAUGCAAUAUAAUUUGAAAUAAGUAACUCACCCCACUGGAAGACUUUUCAUUUGAUUAAAGAAAGAUCUAUCUGUAAACUGCAGUGAUCCAAUGACUAGAUAAGACGUAAUUAGCAGAGCAGCUGGAUGUGAUACAGUACGUACACACAUACAAAUAACCUGACCUGCAUUAACUGACUUCAAAUGAAUUCCUUUUUUAUUUAGUGUGUACAUUAUUUUGUGUUGCAUUAAAGAGUAACUUAAAUGCUUAAAUGAAGUAAAGUAAGAAGGAAAUGGAAGAUCUUAAAUGAAGAACAAAUCGAAUCAUCUGCUUCCAUCUAAGACUCUUUGUUGAGUAUUACAGAGUUGAUACAGGACCAACAGGAGCAGCUAUAUGAAGCUUUAAAUGCAUCCUUUCAGUUCCCACAUUUCUAAGCCUGUAGUUAUCCAGAAUAAAAAGCUUCACCCACAGAGUCGCCCAUCACAGCCGUGCACUAAUGGUCUUCCAGUGCUGGCAACUGGGAGAAGCUCUAAGGGAGCAAAUGAAUAACUUUACCCUUAAUUCUUUUACAACUUCAAUCCUUGUUACCAUGAAUUACCACUAACCGAUACAGUUUGUUGGUCGCCAUACCAACACUUGUGGUUACUGAAGUUUGUAAUUUUGUCUGUUUUUAGCCAUGCUAGCGAUGUGGCUCUGGCAGUGUUGGUCGGUCAGCCCACCACUUUGGUCCAAACUGAAAUAUCUCCACAGAUAUUGAACAGACUUUGGUAAACAUUUAUGGUGCCUGGAGAAAGAAGCCUCCUGAAAUGAGCGAUCAUCUUUCAAUUAGCCAGUUAAAUACUUCUGCAUCCACCAGAUGGAUUGGCAAAAUAUUUCCAGCUCAAUCAUCAGGUCAUUUAUGCUAACAAGCUAAACAGAGAUGGCAGAAAUGCUGAACAUUAGCUGCUUAUGGUCAGCAGUUAGCACUGUCAUUGUGAGCAUGUUAGCAAACGGAUAAUACCAUUCAGCGCAAAGCACCGCUGUGCCUGAAUACAGCCUUACAGCGGUGCAAGCAUGUCUGAAGAUUCUUAGUUUUGUUAUUUAUUAAUUAUUAUUUAUCUGAAAUAAAGAGUGUCUGAAAAGUCUGCAAUCACCACAAACUAAACCAGUAUCAAGGUUGGAUUUAAACCUUUAUCAUCAUUCCAUUAACCCACUUCAGACACCAGUGUUUACAUGAAAAAGAUUGUCUACCAUAUGGUCCAUGGUUGGUCCCCUGCUUUGUUGACAUGAUGUAGGACAGUUGUGUUCUUAUGAGCUAAGGAACAUUUAGAACAGUGGCUCCCAACUGGUCCAGCCCGGGGGUCAUUAGUUCAAGGUCAACAAAGUUUAAUACAUUCAGCGUCAUACUUGUGUUUGGCCAUGUUGUUGAGCUAGAUUGCUGUCUCUGUGAGGUAGCUGUCUGUUAUUUAUUCACUCUACAACAGGAAACAGCUCUUCUAAAUAAAAGCUUGUGCCGCAAAUUCACUGUACUUUAAAAAUAAGUGCGUUUUUUUGCAAACUUUACACAUUUGUGAGUCACUUGCGAUCUAUUUGGAGUGGACCCGCGACCCACUUUUGCACUGCGACCUACCAUUUGGGAACCACUGAUUUAGAAAACACUAUUAUGUAGAAAGGGGUUUUUCAGCAGUUUUAUAGCAAAUCGUUUUGUACAUGAAAAGUUGAGUGAAGGUAUUUGAAAUUGUGCGCUAGAUGCCUGUUGUGGAAACCGUGCAUUGUAUUACUUUACCUUACCCAUAAAGACAUGGGACAGUGUUCUAAACACCUGUAUGUGGUAACCCUCUGCAUCCUGUUUUCCCUUUGUAUUAUUUUCAUUCUUCCUGACCAAUGGCUGCAAGAAGGCUUCCUCCAUUAUAACACGUUUCUGUCCAAAGCAUUUAUGAAGAUGCAGAGAGUGCCAGCUUUUGUUUUUCUGUGUGCAUUUUUUUGUUGUUAAAUCAUAUUGUAGACAGUGAAAAACUCUGUGAGUAUUAGUACUCUGCAGAAACAAAUAACUUAAAUAAGUGGUUUGGUUUUCUUAUCGCGUAUGUGCCAUUAUAGUUUUGAUAUUUGCCUUGUACCAUUUGUGUUUUAGACGUUUAGCUGAAGAAGUUAUCCGGAGCAAAGCAGGGAACAUGGCUGUUACAGGGCUUAAACGUGACCUUUUUGUUACAUGUCUCUCUAGCCGCUGUUGAUGGUUUGUCUUGGCCCUGCAUAAAAAACACAAGUCAGGAGAACCAAUUAAAUCUUAGCACAAAGAAAUGCUUUUGUAACUUUGUAAUUCAAAAAUGAUUCAUUGAAUUACUGUGUUAACCUCUAAAUUCAUUUUGAUGAUUCUGAAUGUUCAUUGUUGCCUUUCAUUCAGCUUAGUGUUUGAAUUAUGACUCACCAACACCAUGUCUUUCACUCUUUUGCCAAAAGCAGAUAAUUACAUUUAUUGAAAACAUUUUUUUUUUUAAAUAAAACAACAAUGCUGUACUGC